AUGUCUCUACCUCAGUCACUCAGAGAAUCAGCCUCACCUGCUGAACUGGAAUUUAUCGCCUCUCAACAACUCCUUGAAAUCAUCCCCCUCAUCGCCAUGGAACGAACCGUGUUCAUCAGCGGCACAUAUGGCCCACUACAACCACCUCGCAGAGCGAAGGUCCCAAUUUGGCUUGCCACAAAUCUCAAGCUAAAGAAGAAGUGCCGCAUUAUACCUCCUGACUGGCUGACGGUAGGCACGUUUGCAACUUUUCUCAUCUUGGAACGACCUCUUAACAACCGCUUAGACCAUCUGAGAGACUGCUGCGAAGAGGAAACAAAUAACCCGAAGUUCAGCAAGCUUCCCUUCCGUUUCGCUGAAGUAGCAAAGGUCUUGUUAGACGUCGCACCAGACGACCUCGAAGACGCUGACCAACUUCGCCUCCUCUUGAAGAACCUCCGCGAAGCACGACAAGCAAAAACACGAGACGGUCUACAGAACCUCAAUCCGAACGAGCUUCACGUCGAGAACAUGUGCUCCAUGGAGAUCAACGAGAUCAGGCCCUUCUUCGUCCAGUCGAUGGCGAUCUUGGGCCAGUUGACGCGCAGACCAGCCGCGGAGGCGGAUAUCUCAGCUUUCGCGGACUAG
Schizophyllum commune H4-8 is the source of this 627-nucleotide messenger RNA. Its product is annotated as Psf2-domain-containing protein. Gene Ontology annotation, cellular component: nucleus; GINS complex. The transcript is spliced from 4 exons. Gene Ontology annotation, biological process: double-strand break repair via break-induced replication; DNA replication. Bases 1 to 627 code for a protein of 208 amino acids. The record is from RefSeq and is a predicted model, not a curated record. NCBI's taxonomy places the organism in Eukaryota, Fungi, Basidiomycota, Agaricomycetes, Agaricales, Schizophyllaceae.